UUUCUUUUUGGCACCUUCCCUCCCCUCCCAGAGCCCUUUUCCUCCGAAACCAAAAACCCCCUGAAACCACCAGAGAUAGAUCAAGCAGAUCAAAAUCUGCUAAUCAAGUCAGAAAUUAUUACUCAAGGUAACAUUUAGAUUAGCAUUUGGAAUCAUGGUGUUGAAGAAAACCCCGAAGAAGAAACCCAAAAGAGGUGGUAAUGAUGAUGAUGAUGAGGAUAAGAUAAGUAAAUUACCUGAUGCUCUAAUUCAUCACAUUUACUCAUUUCUCCCAACCAAAUCUGUUCUUUCUACAUGCAUUUUAUCUAAAAGAUGGAAUCCAUUUGUCAAACUCUGCUCCCAUUCUUGAUUUUCUCGAAUGGUUUACCAAUUAUGGGGAAAACUAUGCCUUAGCAGCACAAAAAUUCAUGAAUUUUCUGGACACAGUGUUAUUUGUUCAUGAGAAGCCGAAAAUACACAAAUUCAUGCUCACUGUUACUGAAUGUUUUGACGAAAACCCCUUUAUAUUUCAAAACUGUUAUGAAGCGUCAAGUUGAAGAGCUUGUUCUAUCCAUAACAUCUGAAAACCCCUUUAUAUUUCCUCUAUCAUUUUUCACAUGUGAUUCGUUGGUGGUGUUGGACUUGAAAUACGAUGACAUUCUCAAUCUCCCGAACACGAUUUCUUUUCCGAGGAUCAAGAUACUUCGGCUCACAAAUACAUAUUUUGUGAAUGAAAACUUGAAGAGUUAAGCUUGUUUCGCUGUGACUUUGAAAACUUUAAAGUUUUAUGUAUUAUGUCUACUACACUUGAGCGCUUGUCCUGUCCAACUGUCCUGUCCUUGAAGAGUUAAGCUUGUUUCGCUGUGACUUUGAAAACUUUAAAGUUUUAUGUAUUAUGUCUACUACACUUGAGCGCUUGUCCAUUAUAAACUGUCGUCUGCUUCAUCAGACAUUGAAGGUUUUCGCUCCAAAUCUGCUGACCAUUAAGUAUGCAGCAGAGAUACCGGCAGACUUUGUUCUCGAUAGCUUCCGGUCACUAGUUGAGGCGAAUAUUGAAAUUUUUAGCGACCGGGAUCGGGCUAGAAUAUAUGCUCCUUUGAUCAAGCUUUAUCAAAAACUUUCUAAUGUGAAGAUCCUUAAAAUGUCUGCUUCCUCCUUUCGGGGUCUCGCUGCAGCAAAUGUCCUCUUAGCCGAUUUGUCUACAUUUUCUAAUUUGGUUCGCUUGGAAGUUAGUUCAGAAUUUUGGGCCAGUUGGGAUCCGCAUGCGAGUUUUGUUUCGUCUAUGAAGAUAUUUCUGUGGUUUCUCCAACUCUCUCCUAAUCUAGAGUCGAUUGACUUCACUGAGGAUGUCCACAGCGACGACCUACAAGAUUAUGAUUGGACAGUAAAUUCAUUGCCCCGGUAUUCUCUGUCAAAUCUCAAGGAAUUUGUAAUACGAAAAUUUAUGGGGCGCAAAGUGGUGUUGGACGUGGUAAAAUUCUUCUUGGCCAAUGCUGGAGUUCUUCACACAGUGUCUAUCAUGAUUUCUGAAUCUUUAUCGAAAGAUAUAAGAAGCAAACGCAGAUUGCAUCUGAAUUACUUAAGUUUCCAAGAUAUUCCUCAAGGUGUGCGCUUGAGUUCUUCACCGCGGAGUAGUAUCAAUUUACAACCUUUAGGGUGAGGAGCAUUAGAACCAGGUGGAGCAUAGUAACCAUCAGGAGGAGUACCAUGAGUGUUUGAAGGAGGUGGAGGUGAUUGACUAGGAGAAGGUGGUGAACUGCCAAUAGGAGGAGUAUUGUUGUCGUCUUCUGAGCCUGACGAGUCUGUAGAGUUAACAACAAUCUUGACCUUCAGUCCUGAGAUGCAAUGACCUAUAGUUCCGCAAAUGAAGUACCUUACUCCAAGAGUGUCAAGGGUUACAGUGGUGUUUGUUCCAUCAGUUAUACUGAUGGGAUUUUCCAAGUUACACACGUCGUAAGAAUACUCUGUCACUUCAAGCACAUUGUGAACUGGCUUAUAAACAAACACUGCAUGUAAACAGCCAAAGAAUUUGAGAUUCAGAAACAUAUUUCAAAUAUAUGAUCUUGUAAAAAAUCAAAUUAGUGCAAUUGAGUGAUUAAGAGAAA
Messenger RNA from Papaver somniferum (opium poppy), 2084 nucleotides. Its product is annotated as FBD-associated F-box protein At5g22730-like. The transcript is spliced from 5 exons. The coding region runs from base 875 to 1639 and encodes 254 amino acids. NCBI's taxonomy places the organism in Eukaryota, Viridiplantae, Streptophyta, Magnoliopsida, Ranunculales, Papaveraceae. The record is from RefSeq and is a predicted model, not a curated record.